Messenger RNA from Ceratina calcarata, 7957 nucleotides. RefSeq names its product Rho GTPase activating protein at 100F (gene RhoGAP100F). Lineage: Eukaryota; Metazoa; Arthropoda; Insecta; Hymenoptera; Apidae. The record is from RefSeq and is a predicted model, not a curated record. Gene Ontology annotation, biological process: cell migration; signal transduction; regulation of Ras protein signal transduction. Gene Ontology annotation, molecular function: protein binding; GTPase activator activity. Gene Ontology annotation, cellular component: synaptic membrane. Bases 286 to 3981 code for a protein of 1231 amino acids. The transcript is spliced from 20 exons.
CUGGGAGGCAAGCACCUGCCAACCAGUUGCGCCCCAAGGAGCCACCCCCCAUGGUUAUUCAGGGAGACUUCAGGAAGACCAGGUAUCCCGAUCCCGAAACCUGAUUAGAUCUCCCACGAGCCAAUUGAUAAACUUAAUUAUUACAAGAACGAGGAUUAAUGGAAGGACCUGUCGUUGCAGGUGAGCGGUAUCAGCACAGAGAUCUUCAAACAAAUCGAGACCGUCGAGAACGAUCAUGACGCCUCGACGGCAGCGGCCCUCGAAGCUGUCGAUCGGAGGGGUGAGAUGGUCGUACGGAUCAUCGAGCCGCGACAGAUGGGCAGGCAGGCGUCCGAGGCUGCGAAGAAGUUCACCGCCAUGCAGGAUCCGAAGCACCCCAUUCACUUCGUGGAGAUAAUCAAAAGGCCGGGACAGACGCUGGGACUGUACAUACGCGAGGGCAACGGCGUCGACAGGAACGACGGCGUCUUUAUCUCGAGGAUAGCCCUGGAGACCGCCGUCUACAACAGCGGCUGCCUGAAGGUCGGCGAUGAGAUCCUCGCGGUGAAUCUGGUCGACGUGACGCACAUGAGCCUCGACGACGUUGUGAUCAUCAUGUCGAUACCCAGGAGGCUGAUCCUGGCGACGAGGCACGGUCAGCACCAACCAGUCUCGCAUAGCCGUCAGACCGAGCACAAGGCGCCACCCGUUGUGGUAAUCAAGAGAGAACUGAACGAGGACGAGAGCGAUCAUGCGACCAGUAAUCACGUCAGUUUGACUCGCAGGGACGGUAACCGUAGACGUGGCGAUGGUCGCGAGAUGCUGCCAUCUCGGUCGAGAUUAGGUCUGACGGGUCUCGGGUCUAGUCAGGAUCUUGGAUCCAGCAACGGCGAUCUGUAUUAUAACUCCAGACCGGAGGGGCACUGGUCCUAUCAACCGCCACCGCCGCCAGUCAUCACGCAUCAGCCGAAACCGUCUGCUACUCAACACUUCCAGCCGUACGAGCGCGGAUACCCGAAAACUUUGGAAAGUUUGGCUGAGAAGGAUUUCACAAAGGUACACUCGUUCUACACUGGCCCGGUGAUGCCUUCCAACGGCGGCCGUCGGAUGUCCACCGGGGCUGGGAUGCAGUCGGUGGGAAGCAGACUCUCCGGCCAGACCCAGUCCACGCACUACGGCUACAGCCAGCACACCGGAACUGGGAGGAUCAUGCCCAGGAGCGGCUCCGAUCAGCAUCUGCCGCGGGUCGACUACACGAGCAUCACCACCCCGGCUAGGCACACUCUUCUCAGAUCCAGCUUGAAAUCAGGAACAUCGGCGUUGAGAUACAAUACGAGGUACGGCGCUCAGGGAGACGGUACGUCGAGCACCCAGAGACAAGGCCAGUACGGCACGCUGACCAGGAGGCAUCGGCCGUCGCUAGACUACGCGUCGGACACCGAGGCCACGUGUUCCAGCUCGCCGAAGUCCGCGUACUAUUACUACAGGCACAACAUGAACAAUCCGCCGUCGAGUAGCGCUGUCUCGCACCUUGCCACGCUGUCAAGGUCGCAGAUCGGUCAGAGUUCCUCAGGCUUGAGAUCGAAUUCGUUGCCUCGUAGUGGCAGAACGUUGCCCCAGCAACCUGGUCUCAGGUCUGGACUUAGCACGGUAGCAUCGGGACUAAUAGAUCAGGAAGAUAGUGACGGGGCAUUGUCGGCACCCGAACUACCUUCCAUCAGACGCGAUAGAGGGAGAAUACCGUCAUCACCGAGUGUGUUCACGUCGGACGAGUACCGAGCCUGGCUGAGUCGUACCCCGAGCACCAGCGCGUUGUACGAUCAGAUCAGAGCCACGACGACCAGGCCGCCGCGUUACACCUACAGCGCAGAGAACAUUCACGCGGCUGUGAAUCAAGGCGAGUACGGAAGUUACGGAGCGUACAGGCCUCUCUCGAGCACGCUCGAUCGUCUGUCGACAAGGUCGGCGUCCGCGCAGCAAGUGAACUUGGCGAAUCUGAAGGCGUCGACGGCAAUCAGCUCAACGUGCCACCGCGGAACGUCGAACCAGAGACCAUCUUCGGUCGCGUCCGGCGCCCGUGCGUCUCUGACCAGCCAGAAGCCCUCGUUGUCCAGCUCCGCCACUCAGAGGGCCACUUCCGUCAGGAGAAUCAGGAAUCUACUGGACUUGGAAUCCACGCGAAGUAUACCCACCCCUACGCCUACCAGAACUCAGGAUCAAAGACUGCUAGAUAUUAAUCCUGCAGAGUUCCUCAAGUAUAAAAUAGAAAAGCCUCCGACCGUGGGAACUCCGAGUUCGACCAGCUCACUGUUGAGUUCACUCGGUGACGCGACCAGCGGCGAUUUAGCGGGUGGAGUCAGCGGACUGCUCUCGGUUCAUUUACUGGCUGGCCGCGGCCUUCGUUCGACGACGUCCUCCUCGGCGGCCACCACGCCCUCGACACCGUCAGGUCAGCCUAAUUUAGCUAGCUGCGGUUUGAGAGACCUCUACUGCGUACUGGAGUGUGACAGGGUGCACAAGGCGAGGACGGUGAUGCGAACCGGGGACCUGAUGUUCGACUGGGACGAGACCUUCGAGCUGGACCUCGUUGGCAACCGGCAGUUGGACCUGCUCGUUUACUCCUGGGACCCGCAGUACAGGCACAAGCUCUGUUACAAAGGAUCCGUACAUCUCGCGAGCCUCCUCAAGGAAUCACCGGUGCACCAGCUGGCCGUCAAGGUCGAACCGCGCGGCACGAUAUACUUAAGACUGCGAUACACCGACGCGCAACAGACUUUCCGGAGGAGAGGACUUCCGGUGAUAUCUCUCGCGACGAGAGUCGCCCCACUCUUCGGCGUCGAUCUUGAGACAGUGGUGAGUCGAGAAAGUAAAACCGGUGGAGUUCCUGGAGGUGUUUCAACUGCUCUAGCGAUGGGUGUUCCAAACGUGCCCAUCAUCGUCUGGCGGUGCGUCGAGGAGGUCGAGAGACGAGGUCUCGACAUAAUUGGUCUAUACAGGCUUUGCGGAUCGGCAACGAAGAAGAGGAUACUCAGAGAGGCCUUUGAAAGGAAUGCCCGCUCGGUGAACUUGUCUCCCGAUAACGUCCCGGACAUCAACGUUAUUACCGGCGUGUUGAAGGAUUAUUUACGAGAACUUCCGGAACCACUUUUCACGAAGUGCCUCUACCAAAUGAUGGUCGACGCACUGGCCGUUUGUUUACCAGACGAUCCUCAAGGCAACGCGAAACUCAUGUUCAGUAUACUCGACUGCUUGCCAAAAGUGAAUAAGUGCACGUUGAUCUACUUGCUUGACCAUCUGGCAAUGGUGGUAUCGCAAUGUAACAAGAUGUCACCGGCCAGUCUGGCGGUGUGCUUCGGACCUGUGCUGAUGCUUCACUCGGAAGAGAACGGACCACCUUUGGACUUCCAGCAACCGAUAGCAGUGCUCAAGUACCUCCUCGAGAUCUGGCCCGUUAAGUCAGUUCGGAAGAUUUCUUCAGUCGCUUCGGCGCUUCCUCGAGUUACGCCACCAGUCGAGCAGCACAGCAACAGUCAGCAUCAACUGCAGCCGCAGCAGCAACAGCAGCAGCAGCAGCAGCAGCAACUCCAGGGAACAUUGGGACGCACAGGGCUGCCCUGGCAGCCUCAACACUCACUUCAUCAACAGUACCCACCUACGGCACCACCCGCAGCCCUCGCGCCCUCCACUCGUCCUCCGCCGCCGGUCAAACCUCGCCAGGUGAUAGUCUCGUCUCCCGGUUCACCUAGCAGCAAGGAGUCGGUGGCGUCGCCGGAGCCGAUUAAUAAGAGCCUCCUGGGCGGUCUGGGACUCGACAAGAGCAACGGUGUGGUGGCCACUACUACUGCAGGGAGCACCGGCCCCGGUACCGAGCAGAUCACGCCGACCAGCAGCGUGGACACCGAGGAGGGUAACCCGACACACGAAGAGGGCGAGAAGGGCGUCGAGGGUGACGCGGAGGGCAGCGACGACGACCGACACCAGCACGUACCCAAGACUCAUUAAAAGAAUCGCGCCCUUGGACAGCUUGACCGAUUUUUAAAUAUUUUGUUUCGAGAGGAAACUCUCGGAGGAGACAGUGUUUGGGCAUUGAAAUCGCGAACACCCUAGUAGCUAGUUAGAUUAGGAUUCGUUCUCGUUUGAAAAUUAGUCGUUGGUCGUUAUAAUUAAGACUCUCCGAAGUCACUUCGCGGUCUGUCCGUAGUAAAUUUGUUUGCCCUCAAAGGGUCUCGAUUGCCCAGUACGGAGGAACGUAGUUCAAUCAUCGUAAACGUGUUAGAGGUAUAAUUAUUUUUUUUUUUGAUCGAGAGCAGAUCGAUUCGGUCGCCAUUAAAUGGCACAGGCGUGUUAACGAGUUUUUCUUGAAACUGAAAACCAAAGAUUCUCGUGGUGUGUCGAUUAAAAGGUCGAAGAAACGAAGAAGGUGUGUGUUUCUACUUCUGAUCUAUCCAACGCGUUGACUGCUUUCGAUUUCUCGUUUCGAAGGGAACCGAAGAGUUUUUUAGUCAGUUUGAAUCUAGUCGGAUAACUUUUAUUUCCUCGUUGUUGCACUGUUGGCUGUGUUAGGAAACUGAUAGUUAGAUUCUCUUCGUUGUGCGACGUUGUGUUUUCGAAAUGUUUAUUCACGUUUUUGGCGGCAGUCAGCGCGUCCGAUCUUUUCUACCUUCUUUUUUAUAUUAUUAUUUUUUUCGACGUGCGGGGGACGCACGUUACGAAACCAAGGCUGAACAUUGUUGUCGCCAGACGCACAAUAAAAGCGAUCGACUGUUUCCCAGAGACGAAACGAAACGCGCAUAAUGGGACCACUGCGAAUAUUAAAACGAGAAUAAUGAAGGAGGAAGAUAGAAUCUUCGUAGAAGAAACGAGAGCUGAAAUUUACGAUCUGACGACUGAAAAAAAAAAGCCUUUCGCCAUUUCUCUUUUUGUAUGAUUCGUCGGCUAAAAGGAGUAACGAACACACUCUCUCACACACACGUAUGCAAGGAGGAGAGGAAAACUGGUUAGCAGGGUUUAGCAAAGCUGAGAGGAUUUGGCUGCGAACUUUAUCAAAGACUGUACAGGUUCCUAGCUUGAAACUUGCACAAAACUGAUACCGAGACGCGUUUGGUCACCUUCAACAAUUAUUUUCUGAAUCCUCGACUUCUUUUCCAUUUUCCGAUCCGUCAAGCUCGAAAAAGAACUCGUACCCCGCAACUGCACAAAUCCACGAGAAAGACCGAGAGAAAGAAACAAGUCUGGAAGCUUUGAUGAGAGAAGAAGAAAGGAAGGGUACGAGCCGUGGCUCUUGCAGAUUUAAUAAUUCACACCCUCGGCUCGCAGAGUUCAAGGGUGAAGUCGGGAGACGCUGAGGACCGAUCACACUGAAGAAAAUUCACCAAGAACACACACACACGUGCAUACGUAGAGGAACAGGAGCGAAGAUAAAAGGAAUAACACAGACACAACGGUCGAUUUAUAUACAAUAUACUAUAUAUAUACAUAUUAUAUAUACACACGUAGGCUAGUCACGAUAUACAUGUGCUUUUGAUAAAAAAACUAUUACGUAGAGGAUUAGCUAGCCCUCGUAUACAAAACAGGAAAGGAAGACGAGUGCACCGGGCGUGAAGAACCGAAGGAUGGAAAGACAGAGGAAGCGGAGGAGUGCACGGAAAGCGACGAUAUUAUAAAUAAUUAUACAUAAUACGCAGCACAGCUGGAGCCUGGCUCCGCGACUUGUACAUGAUGACAAUAGUAAAAAAAAAAAGGGAAAAUACCGAACGAAAACUGAAAGCGACGGGAGUAAAUGAAUAAAAAUAGGAUCGGACAGAGUGGAGUCGAGACUCACCGAGAAACGAUAAUAAUUAAAACUUGUAAAACGACUAAAAGCGUAGCCAGUAUUAAAAUAAUCGCGUGUACGCGAUGGAACGAGCCGGGGUGUCGCGUGCCCCGGCGGUUCGUUUGUUCUACGAUCUCGUCGACGGGGACACGAGUGCGACUACGUCACUGUUAUCGCUAUCACCUAAUAUAGUUAGUCGAUACGAUAUUGUUCCUAACGCGCAGUAGAAUUUCCCGGAAAUAAGUGAUUAUUAGGCUGCGGAUUCUUAAGCAACAUGAAACAUUUAAAAGAGAGAAUUGAUACACAUGAUUUAAAUGUCAUAGCAUAUGCUUGCGACAUUGAACGCACUGUUCAAAAUUCAGCACACUUGCGUCUUUUAUAAAUGCCUAAGAAUCUUCAGUCUAAUCAUUAUUUAUCGAUUACUCCAGUUCAUAAUUUACUGGACAGUCACAAAGAUGAUAUUGAAAAGGAUAUAAAUGAAUAAAAUCUGUAAUGGAGUUUAUUUAACAUUCGAUUUUUUAUUACUUACAAUAGUAAAUCGAUGUCUGUUUAGGAAAUUGUGAACAGGGUCGCAAGUGGAGAAAUUCUGCCCCACGAUUGCGCGUUGUCUGCGUCUUCCAAUUAAGACUCGUCUCACGUGAGAGGAUUUCGACUUAGCUCAGGCAUUAGAUUGUCAAGGAGCAGACGCGUAACGAAGGUGGCUUAUAGAAAAAUAACGUCGCGGCGACGAGAGCCGUAUUAUCAGUACGAUCAUAUCAACAGACGGUUCGAACAUCUGCUGUGCGUUGGUAACAAUAUACAUCUUAAUAAUAAUAUAUACGAAUGUACACGGUCACCGGUGAUCCCGGCGAUUCUAAAUACGAAUCGACUCGGUUCUACCUUUAAGUAUUCUCGUUGGUCGACUGAAGAGUCACGGGAAUAGAUUCCCGUGGAUUGAAACGGUUAUUUUUCUCGUUCUCCAAGUUAAACGACAAAUUGCGACGAACUAUAUCGCGAUAGCUUUUUAAUAAAAAAAAAAGAGAGAGAGAGAGAGAUAGGGAGGAGUCAGUUUUUUCAUAUUAAGCAUCGUCGACGAAGUCAUCGUGCUCGACUAAUUUAUAAAUAAUGUAUAAUACCUCGUAUAUGGAAUAACGUUAGAAUCGCUGCACGUUUCUCGGCCCUUUGGAGACGCGUGAAAAUCUAGUCCCUCUGAUCUAUUUAUAACGAUUAUCACGAAAUUUCGUUUCGUCACGUGUUAAGGAACAAUCGUGCGCAUCGAUGACAAUGUUUAAUGAAAGUACGCUGCUGCUAAGAAUAUUUAGGCCUUCAAAGGGUUCGCUACUGCUUUUUCUCUACUCGUGUCCUCUUGAGUGAAUGCGGUCCCUACAUAAAAAAAAGCGCACCGUUCCACGUGUCGCAAUGGCGUUCAACGAAUCACAUAGGCACAAUUAAAGACGAAAUCUUGCGAAAUGUCGUUUUAAACGAAACAGAGAGAACACCGUUGCGACGACGUGUAUCUGCGCGCGUGUGUGAAAACUGACGCGUGUAACGAGUAAGCGUGCUCUAGUAAAGCGUCGAAGAAUGUCAAAGAAGAUGUCGGCGAACUGGGGGCGAGUCAUAGCCGAGAAUCGAAUCCGAGGAUCGCGUGUUAGCUCAGUGUACCAUAAUUCGCGUAGCCACAACCCUGAUCCAUCCUGUAUCGAGGCCACCGAGCCCCCGACCCUCCCCCGACUGAUUUUUCACGUCGUCGUUCGAUAUGCAAGCUCGAUGGAACGCCGGAUCACCUUCUGCGACAAUUUUUAAGCAUUGGUCUACCAAGGAAGUGACUUCAGCUUCUGCGAAGCAAAAAACCCAAAUUACUUUCGCGUCGAUUCAACGAAACGAGUGAAAAUUGUUUAGCCAGUAUUCAGAGUCGUUGCUUAUUUUUAAGAUCGUCUUAAGCAUUCGCUUAAGUCCCUUUUUUAUGUACAAGACAGGAACUGGAAACGUGGGAUAGAUAAUUCUGAAUCCCGGCCUUUGUUCUAUUCGUAGUAAUGAUAAUCGUUUUUUUAACUUGAGAAUUUCGUUUCGUGUACUUGAUUCGAUGAUCUCGGGAUCCGGCAUUCCUCGACGUUCCUAACUUUAACGAUUAACGAUUAAGUAUAGUUACCGUUAAUUAUAUUAUACAUAUACGUGAAAGCACACUGC